CUCUUAAAAGAUGGCCCUUUCUCAAAGUUGUCGAGUUUUGACCGGUAAAAGUCUACUGAAUGCCAGCUCUGGUAGCUGUAGUGUUUUAGCUAAACAUGCGGCAUCAUCAUGGUCCAAUGUGGAAAUGGGUCCCCCAGAUGUUAUUCUGGGUAUAACAGAAGCCUAUAAAAAAGAUUCUAAUCCAAAGAAAUUGAAUCUUGGUGUUGGUGCUUACCGAGAUGACAGUGGUAAACCAUAUAUUCUACCUACAGUUAGAAAGGCAGAGAAGAUUAUCUUUGAAUCUAAUUUAGAUCAUGAAUAUGCUGGUAUAACUGGAAUUCCUGAUUUUUGUUCAGCAUCUGCUAAAUUAGCAUUUGGUGACAACAGUCAUGCCAUUGGCAAUAAAUUAAAUGCAACAGUUCAAGGUAUUUCUGGCACAGGUUCACUGAGGAUUGGAGCAAAUUUCUUUUCUGCAUGGUAUCAGAAAAGUAAAGAUUUUUAUUUACCACAACCAACAUGGGGUAAUCAUACACCAAUAUUUAAACAUGCCGGUUUGAAUACUAAAAGUUAUAGAUACUAUGACCCAGCUACGUGUGGUUUUGAUUUUAAAGGAGCUAUGGAAGAUAUAUCUAAAAUGCCAGAAGGUAGUGUGGUUGUAUUACAUGCUUGUGCUCAUAAUCCUACUGGGGUGGAUCCAAGGCCAGAACAAUGGAAGGAGAUUUGUCAAUUAAUCAAGAAUAAAAAACUUUACCCAUUUUUCGACAUGGCCUAUCAGGGUUUUGCUAGUGGUGAUAUUGAUAAAGAUGCCUUUGCUGUACGACAUUUUAUCAAAGAAGGUCUUGAAUUGUCUUUGUGUCAGUCCUAUGCUAAAAAUAUGGGACUUUAUGGUGAAAGGGCUGGAGCCUUUACUGUAGUGUGUAAUUCAGCAGAAGAACAAGAAAGAGUCAUGUCUCAAAUAAAAAUUAUUAUCAGACCAAUGUACUCUAAUCCACCAGUUCAUGGUGCUAGACUAGUAUCUACUAUAUUAAAUAAUCCUGAACUUAGAAGUGAAUGGUUAGUAGAUGUUAAGGGUAUGGCAGAUCGUAUUAUUAGUAUGAGAACUAAACUACGUGACCAUCUUUCCUAUCUUGGUUCAUCAAGAAACUGGCAACACAUCACUGAUCAGAUAGGAAUGUUCUGUUUUACUGGACUAAAACCAGACCAGGUUGAAAGGUUAACUAAAGAGUAUUCUAUAUAUUUAACUAAAGAUGGUAGAAUAUCAGUAGCUGGUAUAACAUCAGGCAAUGUGGAGUAUCUAGGUGAUGCUAUACAUGAAGUUACUAAAUAAAGAAAUGGUUGUAUAGUUUGUCAAAAAAGUUCAUGGUGUUAGUAUUACAGCUUCCAAAUUAGCAAAG
Messenger RNA from Lottia gigantea (owl limpet), 1373 nucleotides. RefSeq lists its product as hypothetical. The transcript has 11 exons. The record is from RefSeq and is a predicted model, not a curated record. Gene Ontology annotation, molecular function: pyridoxal phosphate binding; L-aspartate:2-oxoglutarate transaminase activity. Gene Ontology annotation, cellular component: mitochondrion. The coding region runs from base 11 to 1306 and encodes 431 amino acids. Gene Ontology annotation, biological process: L-aspartate catabolic process; biosynthetic process. NCBI's taxonomy places the organism in Eukaryota, Metazoa, Mollusca, Gastropoda, Lottiidae.